AUGGUCUGCUCAAAAUGCCAAAAGAAACUCCAGUCCACAGAGCUCGCUACACCUGGCGUCAAGCGCAAAAAUGAUAUGUACUACGGUUCUCCGAGUAGCUCGCUCGGCGGCGGAGAUAAAGGCAAGGCCAAGCCGACAUUAGGUGCCACGGGCAUUGGCAAGAGCAAACUCCUCAGCUCAAAGGCUAAGAACCCUUAUGCGGCUUAUGCUUCUUCUUGUGAGUCUUGUAAGACCAAGACGGAACAAGGGAAGAAAUAUUGCCAGCGGUGUGCUUAUAAGAAGAAUGCUUGUGCCAUGUGUGGCAAGAGUCUGACGGGGAAGAACUCCAAGGAUCAGCCUAUCGUGCAGAGCCAGAAGUUCAAUUUGAAGUAG
Penicillium antarcticum is the source of this 372-nucleotide messenger RNA. Its product is annotated as cysteine-rich PDZ-binding protein. Gene Ontology annotation, biological process: cytoplasmic microtubule organization. The record is from RefSeq and is a predicted model, not a curated record. NCBI's taxonomy places the organism in Eukaryota, Fungi, Ascomycota, Eurotiomycetes, Eurotiales, Aspergillaceae. Gene Ontology annotation, molecular function: microtubule binding. The transcript is spliced from 3 exons. The coding region runs from base 1 to 372 and encodes 123 amino acids.